GCGUCUUUCGCAAUAACGGCCCCGCAGAGCUUAUUUGACAGUCUUAUGUCCGCCGAAAUGUGGCCAUCCGGGACAGAAGUCAGCGAGUGGUUUCGAGGCGGCACCGGGCGCGCGAGGCGCGCUCGCCCCUCCCGCCGCGCCCCCGCCACAUCCAACACCAGCGCGGCCUUAUCAGCGCAAAGCAUCCCAAGAAGUCAUAACUACAUGUCACCACAAUAUUAGAGGCCUUAAUAGUAAAACUAGACAAUUAGAAGUAUUGCUGGCCGACGAGCUACUCUGUGACGUGCUAAUUCUAACCGAACAUUUUUUACGCGACUACGAAAUUAUAUCUGUAACAUUAACUAAUUUCGACCUUAUUUCGUACUACUGUAGACCGAAUAUCGAACGCGGAGGUAGCUGCAUUUACGUUAAGUCGCAUAUCAAGGCUAUAAAUAGACCCGAUUAUUGUGAUUUAUCCCGGGAACAAAUAUUCGAUGUAUGUGCUAUAUAUCUCGUAAACGAAAAUAUUUUAAUUGUGGGAAUAUAUCACUCUAAUCUCACUAGCCAUACUGAAUACUUAAAAUUGUUCGACGCGUUACUAACCAAGAUUAACGACGACAAAUUAUCAGCAAUAAUAAUGGGUGAUAUAAACAUCGAUUUACUAAACAAUACUUCGAUAAAAAGACAGCUGUUAGACAUACUAAGUUCACACGGGUUCAGUCAGUACGUCCAAGAUGUGACCAGGCGAGACGGUACAAGUGCUACCUUACUGGACCACGCGUACUGUAACAUUCGCGACGACCGAGUAGCCGCCACCUGUAUAGACACUAAUCUGAGCGACCACGCAGCUCAAAGGUUAACCGUCCCGCGGCCCCCCCGCCAUGCAACACCUGCACCGAUAACAAAACGAGUUUACAGUAAUAAAAACAGAGCAUCUUUUGUUUCCGCAUUGGAUUCUAUAGAUUGGAAUAGGAUAGUAACUACUUAUCUUAGUGACUGUAACACCUUUGCAAAAAAAGUAAUAAUAAUUUUAACAAACUUACUGGAUAUCCACAUACCAUUAAAAAAGAUCAUACCACAACGUAAAGUCUGCCCCUGGAUAGAUUCUGAAAUAAUUGAACUCAGACUUUUAUCAAAUGAACUGAGUAACCUAUCAAAAAAAUUCCCUCAUAACACCUCAUUGAUUCAGUCCUCCGAGAAAGUACUAAACUCUUACAACCGGGAACUUAAAGCUAAACGUACUGCUUAUUUCAACUCUGUAAUCACUAACAACCCUAAUAAAAGCAAGGCUAUGUGGUCAGCCAUAAAUACUGAAUUAGCUCGGAAGGCUCGGGAGCGCGUCGAUUACACCGAGCUGCUGGUGGACAGCGCCAACCGCCCGUUCGCGACCAAACAACAGGCGGUGGACGCCCUCAAUCACGAGUUCGUAUCGGCCGCUGCCGCGUGCGGAGCGCCCGCGGCCAACCGCGGCCGUUGUAUAACCGCACUAUCGCGCGGGUAUGGCGCAAGUGACUCUUCCAUGAGACUUAAGCCAUUCACUCACGACGAGGUUGAAAGCAUUUUUAAAAACUUAAUUGCCUCUAAAAAUAGCACAGACACUUACGGCCUAUCCUCCAAGUUAUUAAAACAAGCCAGCCCUUCAAUAUGUCACGUACUCGACCAAUUGUACAACAGUUGCAUGCGAUCGGGGGUGUACCCGGAUAGCAUGAAAAAGGUUAAAAUAUGCCCAUUAUACAAAGGAAAAGGUAAAAAAUCAGCUAUCAAGUCGUACCGCCCAAUAUCCUUAGUACCAGGCCUUAGUAAAUGUUUUGAAGUUGGCAUAAAUAAAAGGUUGCUUAAUUUCUGGACACCAAGAAACGUACUAUCCGAUAACCAAUACGCCUACCGUAGCGGCCGGUCCACCACCGAUCUAGUGCGAAAAGUGGUGCGCUGUGUGAUGAGCGCCCGCGAGGCAAGACGACCGGUAGCGGUCAUAUGCUGCGAUCUCUCGCGCGCGUUCGACACUGCGGACCACUCGCUUAUCGCUGACAAACUCGCCCACUACGGGAUCCGCGGUCCGGCGAGUCAAUAUCAAGUAGCAAUGUUUACGCGAACGAACAUCGAGAUAUUUAAACGAAAGGGUACCAAUUCCAAGUACAAUCUCCGCAGCAAUAAACACCAUAACAGACUUGUUGCCGAAGCGCACAGACUUGCUAAGUCAGAAAGACAUAUUUACCACCUAGGACCCGCCGUGUAUAACCGCUUGCCUGACAAUAUAAGAGAUGCAGCUACCACCGCCAUUUUUAAAGCCAGAUUAAAAAAGUGGCUAUUGCUUGAAUUGUUUUACGAUUACGACGAAUUCUUUGAAUUGCCGUUGACACUUUAAUAGUACGAUAAAUAU
Leguminivora glycinivorella is the source of this 2359-nucleotide messenger RNA. RefSeq lists its product as uncharacterized. NCBI's taxonomy places the organism in Eukaryota, Metazoa, Arthropoda, Insecta, Lepidoptera, Tortricidae. The transcript is spliced from 2 exons. The record is from RefSeq and is a predicted model, not a curated record. Bases 617 to 2344 code for a protein of 575 amino acids.